Molecule: messenger RNA, 1365 nt
Organism: Schistocerca nitens (vagrant locust)
Lineage: Eukaryota; Metazoa; Arthropoda; Insecta; Orthoptera; Acrididae
Product: kinesin-like protein KIF17
Exons: 8
Coding region: 1-1365 (454 amino acids)
Biological process (GO): microtubule-based movement
Molecular function (GO): ATP binding; microtubule motor activity; microtubule binding
Source: RefSeq, a predicted model, not a curated record
AUGUCUGAAAGGGUGAAAGUCAUUGUUCGAUGUCGACCACUCAGUAGGAAGGAGAAUGAAGAAGGAUGCAAGCCCAUUAUAUCUAUGGAUUCCAGUUAUCAUUCAUGUUCUAUACGGAAUCCUAGUGAUAUUACUCCUCCAAAGACAUUCACUUUUGAUGGAACAUACAACUUCUCUUCAACAACAGAACAAAUAUACAACGAAGCAGCAUUUCCACUUGUACAGGAUGUGUUAAAUGGAUACAACAGCACAAUAUUUGCUUAUGGUCAGACUGGAUGUGGAAAAAGUUUCACUAUGCAAGGAUCCUACGAUAACUAUUCUGAACGUGGUGUCACACCACGGGCCAUAGAGCAUAUUUUUGAAGAAAUAGCUCUUGCUGAGAAUACAAAAUAUCUUGUUCUUGUCUCUCACUUAGAGAUUUAUAAUGAUGAAAUAAGAGAUUUGCUUGGAAGUGGCAGAAGAAAUAAGCUUGAGCUCAAAGAACAUUCAGAGCAUGGAGUAUUUGUUCAAGGUAUAUCUCUUCAUUCAGUUCAAGGUGUACAUGAUUGUGAGAAACUCAUGCAAAAAGGUAUAAACAAUAGGAUAACAGCAGAAACACAAAUGAAUUAUGAUUCUUCACGCUCGCAUUCAGUCUUUACUAUACAUGUAGAAAUCGUCCCUGUUAAUACAUCAGAAGCUGAUGGAAUGCAAAUGAAAUUUCAAAACAUACGAAAGGGAAAGUUAAAUUUGGUAGACUUAGCUGGAAGUGAGCGUCAAGGUAAAGCAGGAACAACAGGUGACAGACUGAAGGAAGCUACAAAAAUAAAUCUUUCAUUGUCAGCUCUAGGAAAUGUGAUAUCAUCAUUGGUAGAUGGAAAAUCAAAGUAUAUACCAUAUCGCGAUUCAAAAUUAACGAGGUUAUUGCAAGAUUCACUAGGUGGCAACACAAAGACACUUAUGAUUGCAUGCCUUUCACCAGCUGAUAGUAACUAUGAAGAAAGUUUGAGCACACUGCGUUAUGCUAACAGAGCAAAAAAUAUCAAGAAUAAGCCCCAUAUCAAUGAAGAUGCAAAAGAUGCACUUCUGAGAGAGUAUGAACAGGAAAUACAAAGAUUGAAAAACCUUGUAGAAACAUCUUGCACUAAUCGUGCUUGGUUGUCAGCAGAUGAACAAAUUGAAGAAGAGAAAGAAAAGUUGCGUGUUGAGUAUGAACAAAAGCUAAAUAAGAUGAGACAAGACUGGGAAGUUGAACAUGUCUCUAAGUGCAAGCUGGAAAUAGAGAUGCAAAAUUUAAGAAACAAUUUGGAAUCAAAGAGAUACAAUACUAAGGAACAGCAGCAUCACAUGGAAUUUGAAUAUCUCCUUGUUGAAGUUCAGAAGCGGUAG